Molecule: messenger RNA, 556 nt
Organism: Babesia bovis T2Bo
Lineage: Eukaryota; Apicomplexa; Aconoidasida; Piroplasmida; Babesiidae
Product: Ribosomal_L29_HIP superfamily protein
Exons: 2
Coding region: 151-522 (123 amino acids)
Biological process (GO): translation; maturation of LSU-rRNA from tricistronic rRNA transcript (SSU-rRNA, 5.8S rRNA, LSU-rRNA)
Cellular component (GO): ribosome; cytosolic large ribosomal subunit
Molecular function (GO): structural constituent of ribosome; mRNA binding
Source: RefSeq, a predicted model, not a curated record
GUUAUAAUUACGCCUAUCGGUUAUUUUUGACCAAACAUAUUGGUGUGCGUAGAAUAAAGCCAAUAUAUUAUCGGGGUACCGUUUUCCUCCGUAGUGUUGGGAGCGGGAUCAUAAACUAUACGAAUUUGAUACAUACUUCAUUGUUUAAAAAUGGAGAAAAUCAAGGUGUACGAACUCAGGAACAAAACCGAUGCUGAACUCUUGAAGCAACUGGAAGACCUCAAGCAAGAGUAUGCAUCUAUGAGAGUGCAGAAAGUAACAGUGACUUCUACGUCCAAGUUGUCGCAAAUCGGUGUUAUAAGGAAGGCCAUCGCCAAGGUUCUUACAGUAUACAACCAACGCAAGCGUGAGGAGGCCAGAAAACAGUACACAAAAAUAUCUGAAAUGCCUCUUAAUAUGAGACCCAAACUUACCAGAGCCAAGAGAAGAGCACUUACCCCAAAACAACUCCACCUCAAGACCAUUAAGCAGCGCAAGAAAUGCGAAAACUUUCCUAAACGCAAAUAUGCCUUAUUGGUAUAGAAACACGCACUUUAAUCGUAUGAGGAUGUAUUGU